Molecule: messenger RNA, 1686 nt
Organism: Theobroma cacao (cacao)
Lineage: Eukaryota; Viridiplantae; Streptophyta; Magnoliopsida; Malvales; Malvaceae
Product: translation elongation factor Ts (EF-Ts)
Biological process (GO): mitochondrial translational elongation
Molecular function (GO): translation elongation factor activity; protein binding
Source: RefSeq, a predicted model, not a curated record
AGUUGGGUCUUAGCCCAUUCGGUCGAGUGCUUCCCAGUUCCACCCAUCUCAAGCCACGCUACGCUCAGACACUAGUCAGCACACAAUUAGCAGUAUAGCAUAAACUGAGGUGAAGGUUUAUACCUUUUAGUGUUCCAUCAAAGUUUUCAUUGUUAAAUUUCCGCAUCUUUGCAAAUCCACACUCGUUUCAUUCUAAGGAACUUGUGGUUUUUCUACCCACUUUUGAUUGGUGGCUUUUGAAAUAUCAUUAUUUACAGCAAUAAAUCAGUUAUAGAAAAUGGCUUACUUGAGAAAUGCAAAGCGUCCACUUGAGAUCUUAUUGCACAAUACAAGGCUGAGUAGUUGUGGUGGGCAUGGAUUCUCUACUUGGGCAACCAAACGAACCUCCUUUGCUCAUUCUUCAGAUACCAAAGUCUCCAAAACUGCUUACUUCUGUUGGGUUUCAAGAAGAUUAAGCUCUCAGGCAUCUUCUUCUGCUGAGCAAAUUAGCCUUAUCAAACAACUUAGGGAAAGAACAAGUGCACCCAUAAAAGAUGUCAAGGCUUCUCUUGUUGAUUGCAAUUGGGAUAUUGAGGCUGCACAGAAGGAUUUAAGGAAAAGAGGAAAGGUUUUGGCCAUGAAAAAGUCAUCGAGGACCGCCUCUGAGGGUCUGCUUGCUCUUGCCCAGAAUGAGGGCAAGGCUGCUAUAGUUGAACUAAAUUGCGAGACAGAUUUUGUUGCAAGGAAUGAAAUUUUUGAGUACUUGGCUUUGGCUUUAGCAAAGCAAGCUUUGUUGGUUGAGAAUUCUUCCCAACAGGUUCCUGGGGUUUUUUCGUUUGGCCCGGAGUGUUUAGAGGACCUCAAAUUUAAUCUUGAACAUCCAAAAAUCAGUGGGGAGACAACUGUUCAAAAUGCAGUUACAGAAGUGGCUGCAAUGAUGGGAGAGAAUGUAAAACUCAGGAGGGGUUUUGUGAUGUCAUCAUUUCCUAAUGGUGUUGUUUCUGCUUACCUCCAUAGAAGUCCUCAACCAGGUUUGGGUCGAAUUGCUGGAAUUUUAUCUCUUGAAGUAGAGAAUGGGAUUUCUCAAUUGAAUGCCCUUCAGAAGGUUGGCUCAGAGCUAGCAAUGCAUAUUGUGGCAACAAAGCCAUUAUUCUUGGCAAAGGAAUUUGUAACCUCUGAUGCACUUAAUAAUGAACGUGAGAUUUUAAGGUCUCAGGCCGAAAGUACUGGUAAGUCUCAGAUGGCCAUAGAGAAAAUGGUUGAAGGUCGUCUGCGUAAAUACUUCGAGGAGGUUGUUCUUAUGGAGCAAAAGUAUUUCUUAAAUGACUCUCUAAGUAUAAAGACAAUUUUGGAUAAUCUAUCAAAGGAAGUCGGCUCAACUGUGAAGAUUGGGAACUUUUUCAGAAUGGAAGUUGGAGAAGGAAUUCAAAGGCUAGAAGCGUCAAGUACGGAAGAACCUGUUGCUCAGGCUGUUUAGUUAAAGAGGUAGGUCCAUAAUUUCAUCUCUGAACUGGGGGCAGAGGGUUUAACCCUGAAGCAGUUAUCAUAUUUUACUUUUCUCCUGAUUUUGAAGAUCUCAUUGUGCCUUCCUCUGCACAGACCUGUUCAUUCCUGUAAUGACUAUGGGGGCAUUUUCCUGUAAUUAUAUAUGCUUAAGAAGCGUUAUUAUUUUCUUGAUGACAUCAAAUGCUCUUUAUUUUUGUUUUA